Messenger RNA from Diaporthe citri, 1104 nucleotides. RefSeq lists its product as uncharacterized. The coding region runs from base 1 to 1104 and encodes 367 amino acids. NCBI's taxonomy places the organism in Eukaryota, Fungi, Ascomycota, Sordariomycetes, Diaporthales, Diaporthaceae. Gene Ontology annotation, molecular function: oxidoreductase activity, acting on the CH-OH group of donors, NAD or NADP as acceptor. The record is from RefSeq and is a predicted model, not a curated record. The transcript has a single exon.
AUGGCUCAGGCUGAAACCGUCCUCCUAACGGGUGGCAAUGGCUUCGUGGGAAGUGCCGUACUCGUAGCCCUUUGCGAGGCCGGGUAUAACGUGCGCGCAGUUGUCCGCAGGCAAGACGCUAUCGACAAAACAUCAGCCCACCCCUCGAUCAAGCGGUUCUCCGAUAAGAUCCAAUGGAGCAUCAUACCGGAUAUCUCCAAGCCGGACGCGUUCCUCGAGGUUGUGAAGGGCUGCCACCACAUCAUCCACGUGGCAUCGCCCAUUCCUCCUAUUCCCCCACGCCCGAUGGACAUGCGCACACCGGCACUGGAUGGCACAAAAGCCAUCCUCAACGCCGCCGAGAGCGAGCCGCUCGUAAAGAGGGUGGUGAUCACCGGCUCUGUCGCCUCGCUCAUGAAGCCGGAGCAUAUGCGUUGGGACCACCCCGACUACGAAACUGGCCUGCCGUUCAUGUCCGGAGACACGUACUACCCGACACCGACUGAGAGGCCAGACGACGCCACCUCCCCGGUGUUUCAUCGCUACACCGACUCCAAGAUCGCCAGUGGAAACCUAGUGAGGGACUACGCCGCGGCGCACCGCGACUCGCACUUCCAGAUGGUGGUGCUGUGUCCCGGGUGGGUCGUGGGGCCCGGCCUGUUCAUCACGAACAAGGCGGAGGCCCUGGGCACCGCCAACCUCACGCUGGCCUGGGUCAUGGCGGACCUGCGCGGAGUCCUCAACCCGAUCCUGGACCUCCCCGUGGACGACCCCACGCCCUUCCGCAGCGAGUUCGUCUACGUCGACGACGUCGCCCUGGGCCACGUCAGGGGCCUCAGCGUGCCGCUGCCGUCCAAGAAGAACCUCGAGAUCUGGGUCCUGGCUGUUGACGCGCCGGCGGGGCCGCGUCAAGAGGACGCCGAGGAGAUCCUGAAGCGGAGGUCGCCCGAGCUCGCCAAGCACUUGAGCUUCGCCGGCAAGGUCAAGACUCUGCCAGUCAAUUUCGAUGGUGCGAGAACACAGGAGGAGCUGCUGGGCAAAAGCUACGUGUCGUUCGAGGACCAGGUUGUGAGAGCUGUGGAGUGGAUGGCCAGUCUGCCUGAUGGUGAGCCUUUGCCUGCUUGA